Messenger RNA from Danio rerio (zebrafish), 1731 nucleotides. RefSeq names its product arginine and glutamate rich 1a (gene arglu1a). Gene Ontology annotation, biological process: positive regulation of DNA-templated transcription. The record is from RefSeq and is marked provisional. NCBI's taxonomy places the organism in Eukaryota, Metazoa, Chordata, Actinopteri, Cypriniformes, Danionidae. Gene Ontology annotation, cellular component: nucleus; chromosome; nuclear speck.
GAAAAAGGAAGACUGAAGGCGGUCGCCAUAUUGUUUUAUUCCGCAGAUUCACUGGAGCAGAAAGCAACAAACACUUCUAUUAAACGAGGUUAUAUCAAGCAAUUCUACGUUUAACCAACGCACAGCGUUGCAUGAAGUUGUCGCAGACCGUGCUGCAUUCAUAAAAACCCUUCUUAGCGCGUCAAUCAGAUUUAGUUGUGCAAAAUAUGGGACGCUCAAGGAGCCGCAGCUCGUCCCGGUCCAAACACUCAAAACACAGCCGCAAACGGAGCCGCUCCAAAUCCAAAUCUAAGAAAAGGAGCAGGUCGAAGGAGCCAAAGAGGAACAGACGGUCCCGCUCAAGAUCCGGCAGCAGGAGGGACAGAGGAGGCUCACCGCCCGACCGAACAGACAUGUUCGGCCGGACACUGAGCAAGAGAAACAACGACGAAAAACAGAAGAGAGAAGAGGAGGACAGGAGAGUAGAGAUUGAGAGGCAGAGGAAGAUCCGUCAGCAGGAGAUCGAGGAGCGUCUGAUCGAGGAGGAGACGGCCAGGCGUGUGGAGGAGCUUGUGGCGCGACGAGUGGAGGAGGAACUGGAGAAGCGGCGUGAUGAGAUUGAACAUGAGGUCUUACGGCGAGUGGAGGAGGCCAAACGCAUCAUGGAAGCACAGCUUUUGCAGGAGCUAGAGAGGCAGAGGCAGGCUGAACUGAACGCCCAGAAAGCCAGAGAGGAGGAAGAGAAAUCCAAACGAGUGGAGCUCGAGAGAAUUUUGGAAGAAAACAACCGAAAGAUUGCUGAUGCUCAGGCUAAACUGGCUGAGGAUCAGCUACGUAUAGUAGAAGAACAAAGGAAAAUCCAUGAGGAACGCAUGAAGCUUGAACAGGAGAGGCAGAAACAACAGAAAGAGGAACAGAAGAUGAUAUUGGGGAAGGGCAAGUCCCGACCUCGUCUCUCCUUCUCUCUCAAAGCUACAGAGUGAUUUCUCUUCUCUUCUCUUCUCUUCUCUUCUCUUCUCUUCUCUUCUCUUCUCUUCUCUUCUCUUCUCUUCUCUUCGGAUGUGAGCUUCAUGUUGAAGUGAAUCAGAGUCUCAAAGAGAGUUCUGCCCUGUGUGCUCUGCCCUCAAGAAUUGCCCUUCAUAAUCCCAGGAAUUCAAAAAAGAAAAAAAACAUUUGGUCCUCAUGCUUCAAAAUCGGACUUGCAGCAGCACCACCACAGACUUUCAAAUUGGCUGCCAUCAUUUGCAAUUCUUCAAUGUAUUAUAUUGAUAUUUGACACCGUUAUGCUGAAGGCACAUUUAAAAAAACAGAAAAAAAAAAAAAAAAACAGGGCAAUUUUCCCUUUUAAUGGCAAGCAAAUAAGAACGGAAAAAGUGUAAAUAUAUUUGUGUGUGUGUGCGUGGUUGCUUGGUCAAAAUAUAUCAGUGGUUUGGGAGCUCUGUUGGUUCAACCUCAAUUAUUUAACUACUGUUCUAGCAUUCUGAGCGGAAGUACACCAACGUGUUUUAAGAAAUGUACAUUAGCAGGCUUUUGGUUUUGUUUAUUUGUGAACGUUUGUGCAGGAGUGCGAGCGCUUUUCAUGUUUUUUUAGACUGCGGAUUGAACCCCUGAAACCAUUGAGUUUCUAAAAUGCUGCUUAACACUUUGUUCCCAUAAUCACCUGAUCGGAGCUGCAUUUCUAGCAUUGUAACCUAGAUCAUAUUUGACCUUUUUUGAUACAUCUUAUUUAAAGGACCCAUUUUUAAAAACAGA